AUGCCUCUGAGCCCCGCGGGCAGCAAACAUGAGAGCCCGGAGUCGCCGCCGCCAGAGCCGCCGCCGCCGCCGGAGCGACAGCCCCGCGCCGCCGGGGAGCCGGGCGCCGGCCUGCGGGAGGAGACGCGGCUCGACCCGACCCGGGGCCCCGGCGGGCCCCGCUCCCCCAAGCUGGCGGCCCCGGCGCGCAUGGAGGAGCCCGCGCCCGGCGCCAUCGUCGUCCGCAUCGGCAUCCCCGACCUCCAGCAGACGAAGUGUCUACGGUUGAAUCCAGAUGUUCCCGUGUGGGUUUCCAAGCAGCGCAUCCUCUGCACUUUGAACCACAGCCUGAAGGAUGUUCUGAACUAUGGGCUCUUCCAGCCGGCCUUCAAUGGCAGGGCUGGGAAGUUUCUGGAUGAGGAGCGCCUGCUGAGGGAGUACCCCCUGAAUCCAGACACUCCUGUCCCCUACUUGGAGUUCCGGUACAAAAGGCGUGUGUACACCCAGACUUUGCUGGAUGACAAGCAGUUUGCCAAGCUCCAUACAAAGGCAAAUCUGAAGAAGUUCAUGGAGUACGUGCAGAUGCUAAAUGCAGAGAAGGUCUGCAGACUGCUGGAGAAGGGACUGGACCCCAACUUUCAUGAUCCGGAUACUGGAGAGUGUCCCCUGACAGCAGCCGCUCAGCUGGAGCUCAGCGCCGAGAUGAUCAAGGCACUGCGCAAUGGGGGAGCGCACCUGGAUUUCCGGACGCGGGAGGGAAUGACAGCUCUUCACAAGGCCGUCCGGUGCCGCAACCACGCGGCGCUGCUGACACUGCUGGACCUGGGUGCCUCCCCGGACUACAAGGACAGCCGGGGGCUGACGCCCCUGUACCACAGUGCCAUGGUGGGGGGGGAUCCCUACUGCUGUGAGCUCCUGCUGCACGACUACGCUCGGCUCGGCUGCGUGGACGAGAACGGCUGGCAGGAGAUCCACCAGGCAUGUCGCUAUGGCCAUGUUCAGCACCUGGAGCAUCUUCUGUUCUACGGAGCUGAUAUGACUGCACAGAAUGCCUCAGGAAACACCGCUCUUCAUAUUUGUGCUCUCUAUAACCAGGAGAGCUGCGCUCGGGUUCUCCUCUUCCGCGGUGCGAGCAAAGAGAUUCGCAACUACAACAGCCAGACGGCAUUCCAGGUGGCCAUCAUUGCAGGAAAUUUUGAAUUGGCUGAAAUCAUCAAAACCCACAAAGAGUCCGAUGUUGUGCCUUUCAGAGAAACUCCCAGCUACACGAAGCGGAGACGGAUCCUCGGUGCCGGCGGCCUCUCCUCCCCGCGCAUACUGCAGCGCUCGGCCAGCGACAACAACCUGAAGGCGGAGAGCCGGGCAUCCUACUCGCCGGUGCCCUCGCUCCGCAGCCUGCCCCCGCAGCUGCUGGCGCAGAUUUUAACUCAGGAAAAGUUUCAGGAUCGCGAGGGGGGCUUGCAAAAGCGGGUCUCUAGUGCUGCUGCAGGAGCUGGUGGGAUUAGUAAAAUCAGCCCCGGCGGCCCGGCGGGGCCCCCCGGCCCCGGCCCCGAGCCCGCGCCGCACGCCGCGCCCGCCCCGCUGCGCGGGCCCAAGCGGAAGCUGUACAGCGCCGUGCCCGGCCGCAAGUUCAUCGUGGUGAAGAGCUACGCGCCGCAGGGCGAGGGCGAGAUCCAGCUCAACCGGGGCGAAGCCGUCAAGGUGCUGAGUAUUGGCGAAGGUGGCUUUUGGGAAGGAACCGUGAAAGGAAGGACUGGCUGGUUCCCAGCAGAAUGUGUUGAGGAGGUGCAGAUGCGACAGUAUGAUCCACGGCAAGAAACCAGAGAAGACAGAACAAAGCGUCUCUUCCGACAUUAUACUGUGGGCUCUUACGACAAUUUCACCUCUCACAGUGACUACAUCAUAGAGGAGAAGACGGCCGUGCUGCAGAAGAGGGAGCAUGAGGGAUUCGGGUUUGUGUUGCGAGGGGCCAAAGCUGAAACGCCAAUUGAGGAGUUCACCCCAACCCCAGCCUUCCCAGCGCUCCAGUACCUGGAAUCAGUGGAUGUGGAAGGUGUCGCUUGGAGAGCGGGGCUUCGCACAGGAGACUUUCUGAUUGAGUCCAUCUGUCUCACAGAAGUCACCUACAGUUCAUGGUGGGCCAAGAACUUCAAUAGCACAAGGUUUCAUCACUGCUCUAAGGUUUUCCUCAAGUUCAUGACUGUGGAGGCCAUCGUGUCUAGGAAGCUGAAGUCUGUCCUGAACCUCAGGAUCCUAGUUCUGCGACUCACCUUUCAAGCCUUCCUGCAGAUGCACAGUGCAGCCAUCUUGCAGUUGCUGCAGCCCGAGCUGCCCUGUGACCACAUUCACCACCAGUUUUUCCCUGUCGGUGAGCAGCAAGUCAAGCAGAAGGUUCACCUCUAG
Molecule: messenger RNA, 2382 nt
Organism: Gymnogyps californianus (California condor)
Lineage: Eukaryota; Metazoa; Chordata; Aves; Accipitriformes; Cathartidae
Product: SH3 and multiple ankyrin repeat domains protein 3-like
Exons: 20
Coding region: 1-2382 (793 amino acids)
Cellular component (GO): postsynaptic membrane; dendritic spine; postsynaptic density
Molecular function (GO): ionotropic glutamate receptor binding; synaptic receptor adaptor activity
Source: RefSeq, a predicted model, not a curated record